Erythranthe guttata (spotted monkey flower) is the source of this 1699-nucleotide messenger RNA. Its product is annotated as Protein kinase superfamily protein. Gene Ontology annotation, molecular function: protein kinase activity; ATP binding. NCBI's taxonomy places the organism in Eukaryota, Viridiplantae, Streptophyta, Magnoliopsida, Lamiales, Phrymaceae. Gene Ontology annotation, biological process: protein phosphorylation. The record is from RefSeq and is a predicted model, not a curated record.
UGAAAAACGAAUUGCGAAAACCAUGGUUCCUCUUGAUUUGAAGGAAUUUCAAGAAAACGUGUCGACUCAGUUCAGACCAUGGAAACGUUCAUUCCAAUUCUGGGUUCGAGCUGUCGAUAUCUACACCGGUUACAAGGUGGUUCAAGUGAGAGCGAAUUUCGAGAAAAACGCGGCGAAGAGGGAUGCAAUGUGGGAAAACCAGCACCAACUUGCCGCCGAUAAGAUAUACAACAUGUGCACUCACCUCGGCGGCUUUUUUCUCAAGGUUGCACAAAUAAUUGGGAAGCCGGACUUGGCACCGGCUGCUUGGGUGAAGAGGCUAGUCACACUGUGUGAUCAGGCACCUGCUACACCUUAUAGUGUGGUCAAAGUUGUUUUAGAGAAGGAAUUGGGUCAAAGUAUCGACGAACUGUUCGAACGAUUCGAUGCCGAUCCGCUUGGCUCGGCUUCGAUUGCGCAGGUUCACCGAGCACGACUCAAAGGCGACAAAAUUGAUGUUGUUGUGAAGGUUCAGCAUCCCGGUGUUCAAGAUUUGAUGAUGACUGAUAUCCGCAACUUGCAAGCUUUUGCCUUGUACAUGCAAAAGACCGACAUAAAAUUCGAUCUGUUUUCCGUAACCAAGGAAAUGGAGAAGCAGAUUGGAUAUGAAUUCGAUUUUUUGAGGGAAGCCGAUGCUAUGGAGAAAAUCCGUCGUUUCCUCUAUGCAAAUAAUAAAAAGUCCCCAGUCCAAGUGCCACGAGUGAUCCGUAAUAUAUUAACAAGGAGGGUUCUAGUGAUGGAAUAUAUAGACGGAAUCCCGAUUUUGAAGCUCGAAGAGGAGAUAGCAAAACGAGGCAUAAACCCUGCCGGUAAGGUAGCAGCGGCAGCAAAGCAGAACAUCCUAAAAAGUUUGACGCUUGCUUACGGACAAAUGAUACUGAAGAGUGGCUUCUUUCACGCGGAUCCUCAUCCCGGAAAUAUUUUGAUUUGUCGAGGUUCUGAGGUUGCAUUGCUCGAUUACGGGCAAGUGAAGGAUCUUCCGGAGAAAUUGAGGCUGGGAUAUGCUAAUCUCGUGCUUGCUAUUGCCGAUAACGAUCCUAUUAAGGCAUUAGAAAGCUACAGGGAGCUUGGUAUAAACACAAUAACGAAAUGUAAAGACGAGCAGAAGGAGUUGCUUAGAUUAGCCCAAACAAUGUUCGACACAAAGCUACCGCCCGGUGUUACAAUGUUGCAACCUUUCUCAGAAGAAUCUUCUAUUAAAAAAAUCGCUGUUCAGGCUUUUCCCGAAGAAUUAUUCUCUGUUCUUCGUACGGUGCAUUUACUGAGAGGGCUUAGUGUUGGGCUUGGGAUUAACUAUUCUUGUGCUGAGCAGUGGAGACCUAUUGCUGAAGAAGCUUUAUUUCUUGCUGGGAGGCUAACCGAUAAAGAUAUAAAAAGAAGUUCGCGAUCACGACGUGGUAUUUUGAAAAGAAUAUUCGGGAGUUAAGAGGUAAACGGUAACUAACGAUAAAGUCGAUAGGGUUGCUGUCAAUUGAUCUGUGAGCUGAGGUUCUGGAAUUAUUAUAUGCUCGCAAUUUAUAUGUAUUCUAUUCGAUUAUUAAAUUUAGUGUCAGUAUAUGUAUACUUUUAGUCACGGUCACGUUCGUUUAUUUACUAUGGGACUAAUUUUGGUACUCGAAAAUUUUCAAGAUUCUUAAUAAUAAAAUUCUUUUUGUCCUUG